GGGACGGCGGCAGGGAGACGGAGGCGACGAGGGCGGCGGCAGCAGCAGUCGCGGCGGCGGCGCCGCGCUCGCCCCGCUGCCCUGGAUGACGGGCGGCCGGUUCGACUUCGACGAUGGCGGCACCUACUGCGGCGGCUGGGAGGACGGCAAAGCCCACGGGCACGGCAUCUGCACGGGGCCCAAGGGGCAGGGCGAGUACGCCGGCUCCUGGUCCCACGGCUUCGAGGUGGUGGGCGGCUACACCUGGCCCAGCGGCAACACGUACCUGGGCUACUGGGCGCAGGGCAAGCGGCACGGGCUGGGCGUGGAGACGAAGGGCAGGUGGAUGUACCGUGGCGAGUGGUCGCACGGCUUCAAGGGGCGCUACGGCGUGCGGCAGAGCCUCAGCACGCCCGCCCGCUACGAGGGCACCUGGAGCAACGGGCUGCAGGACGGCUACGGCGUCGAGACCUACGGCGACGGAGGUACCUACCAGGGGCAGUGGACAGGAGGGAUGCGACAUGGGUAUGGUGUACGUCAGAGUGUACCCUAUGGCAUGGCGACUGUGAUCCGCUCCCCACUCCGAACAUCUCUAGCCUCGCUUCGGAGUGAGCAGAGCAACGGCACUGUUCUGCACGACAUCACUGCGGACAGCCCCGCUGGAACAAGAGGAGGUUUUGUGCUCAAUUUUCACAGUGACGCAGAAGCCAUGGGCAUUAAGAAAAAAGGAGGCUUAUUCAGAAGAGGAUCCCUUCUUGGUAGUAUAAAACUUAGAAAAUCUGAAUCUAGAUCAUCAAUAUCUAGCAAACGGAGCUCUGUCAGGAGCGAUGCUGCUAUGAGCAGGAUUAGUUCUAGCGAUGCCAACUCUACAAUUAGCUUUGGAGAUGGUGACUGUGAUUAUUGCCCUGUGGAAGACCAUGUUGAUGCCACCACCACAGAAGCCUAUAUGGGUGAAUGGAAGAAUGACAAGCGCAGUGGUUUUGGUAUUAGUGAGCGUUCAAAUGGUAUGAAAUAUGAAGGAGAAUGGCUAAAUAACAGGAGGCAUGGAUAUGGAUGUACCAUGUUUCCAGAUGGCACCAAAGAAGAGGGAAAAUAUAAAAAUAAUGUUUUGGUUCGUGGAAUAAGAAAGCAACUUAUACCAAUACGAAACACAAAAACUAGAGAAAAGGUGGACAGAGCAAUAGAGGGAGCACAGCGAGCAGCUGCAAUGGCAAGAACCAAAGUGGAAAUUGCAACUUCAAGAACUGCACAUGCAAGAGCUAAAGCUGAUGCUGCGGAUCAGGCUGCUCAGUCUGCUCGCCAGGAAUGUGAUAUUGCAAGAGCGGUUGCCAGAGAACUUUCACCAAACUUCUACCAACCAGGCCCUGAUUAUAUCAAACAAAAAUUUCAAGAGGGAGUGGAGAUGAAAGAAAAAUCUGAAGAAAAAGUUCAGGAAAAGCCACCUACCCCAAAAGAGUCACCUCACUUUUAUCGAAAAGGUACUACACCCCCCCGGACCCCAGAAGCAAGCCCAAGGCAUAGUCCUGUUUCUUCUGAGCCUUCUCCUUCCAAACAGCUGAAAAGGCAAAGCUCCACUUCUGGGACAAGACUCGGUCAAGAAAAAAAGCUUUUAGCCACUGAGAAUAUAACACCUACAGUUAACAAGUCUUUAUAUUCAAAAGCACCAGUGAAGGAGGAAAUAGCUGUGAAACAUCAGCCAAAGUUUUCAGCCCAUCACAAUCCCAUCAGCACUGAGAAUGGGGAGCUGCAUGAUCACUACCAUGGUUAUUACGUAAAAGUGAAUCCACCAGUGCUUCCACAGGAGCUCAGGGAAGAAGACGAGUAUGACAAUCCAUCACCGCCAGCACUCGCACAGUUACCACCCGCACAGAAGCCAAGUCCUGCCAGGUCUGGGGGUAAGCCAGAUGCCAAAGAAAACAAACCUGACACAAAAAUUAAGAAACCAGAAUAUACUGCACCAAAGAAUCCAGCUAAAAAUGAGUCUCAUUCACCAGUGGAAAACAAAGUGGAAAACAGCUCGGGCUCUAACUCAGUCAUGAUUGCCCUGGUAAUGCUGUUGAAUAUUGGUCUAGCCAUUCUUUUUGUCCAUUUUCUAACUUGAUUGGAAUUAGGAAAGUGAAGUCAUGACAACUAGUGGUGUUAGCCCACAGUUCUCUGCAGUUGUGUCAUCCGCCUUUUAAAAUGGCGCCAGUCAUACUCAGACACAGGGAAGGAGGCUUGCGAUUAGGAUGGGACGCGAGAGAGAUGAAACUUGGAGAAUUCAGCCAGGGGCUGCUCUGCUGCUGGCUCGUGGCCGUGGGGCGCUCUGAGAGCUGAAGCGAGCAGCCCCAGCGGGAAGCGCGCAGAGCGACCUGCUGAAGCAGCCCCGCCGCUCGAGCGCGUUGGCUUCUGCGUCUCUUCCAGCAGAGUGUGACUAAACUGGAAAUGUUCGGAGCUGCACUUUUUGUUGAUGGAAGCUAACAGCUGCCUUACUAUUUUGCCGUCUGAUGUUUUUAGUGGGGAGAUGGGCAAGCGACUGCCAGAGGAAUGUGGUCAGAGGAUUCUGUUGCUGUGGAAGUGAUUCCAGCGUUCACUCCUCUCUCAUUAGAAGAAAUAGUUAGCAGCAUCAGUCACCAGUCUUAUUCCAUUACCUGCUGCUUUUAACAUCUCCUGCCGUGCUCAGGGAGAUUGAAUUUCAUUUGCCUGUGCAUGAUUCUGUUCAUUCGCUGUUUAUGAAAGUUGAUGUAUAGCCAUAACGUAGUAUGUAGGCCAACCUGGAGAAAGUCACUGUUCUGCCUCGCAGCAGGAGCAGAAAAUGAAAGCAUUGCUUUGUAUUUUCCAUCUGAAGAUGCAAUUCUGAGAUUUGUUUUCCUAAAUGGCAAGAGUCUUUUUAAUUUAAGGUUUAGUAAUAUACCAUAACU
This is a messenger RNA of Nothoprocta perdicaria, 2879 nucleotides long. It is a transcript of the gene JPH1, whose product is annotated as junctophilin 1. The transcript is spliced from 6 exons. NCBI's taxonomy places the organism in Eukaryota, Metazoa, Chordata, Aves, Tinamiformes, Tinamidae. The coding region runs from base 86 to 2080 and encodes 664 amino acids. Gene Ontology annotation, cellular component: endoplasmic reticulum membrane; junctional membrane complex; sarcoplasmic reticulum. The record is from RefSeq and is a predicted model, not a curated record.